Molecule: messenger RNA, 3300 nt
Organism: Mustela erminea (ermine)
Lineage: Eukaryota; Metazoa; Chordata; Mammalia; Carnivora; Mustelidae
Gene: ZNF461
Product: zinc finger protein 461
Exons: 5
Coding region: 829-2574 (581 amino acids)
Biological process (GO): regulation of DNA-templated transcription
Source: RefSeq, a predicted model, not a curated record
UCGUCCAUCAGGGAGACCAGCCUCCUCCCUUCCCAAGGCGGGACACUUACCACAUCCAACCGCUCCUGCUAGUCAUAGGUAGACCCAACGCAAACAGCCUCCUACAGAACGUUACAAACUCACUGCCCGCACACUCGCGCCACCCACAAGCAAGCGUAAUCAAUCACAGGUUUCAAAUGCCCCUCGCGCCUAAGCCACGUUCUAAUUCAUCACACUUCACAAUCACUGCGCGCGGUCCCAUACGGGUAUACAGCCCGACCACUAUUUCAAACGGUCUCAAAAACGUUUCACAAACUAAUUUCCUCACUCAGGACACAGUCGGUGUAACACACACAUCCUCUCCCUGCCUAUCAAAUUCGUCCUUGGCCACGCGCAUCUUCGGACUCAGAAAACACAGUUCACAUUGCCACCUUACAAACGAAGGCCGGAUCCCUCCGCAUCGAAUAACAAUUAUCAAACUACAGCACGUGCGCGUCCACCUUGAGGGAGUAGGGACAGCUACGGUGCCAGGCUUGAAAUCCGCCCUCAGAGAAAUCCGAGGUCCCCAAAUCGGACCCAAAUUUCGGGUCUGAGCCUUGGAAGGGGAGAGGUUGUAGAGUCACUCCAAGCUCGGAGUGAAACUGCGCAGGUGCAUCCCGAAAUGCAGCGGAGGAUUUACCUCUUUCAGCUCACGCGUGCUUUCCUUUCGGACUACGUUUCCCAGAGGACACAGCGGUUCAAAGCUAGUUCCGGUAGAAACGUUGGCGGAGUGGUCGGCUGCUGAGACUGGUGAGAGCUUUUUACCCAACCAGCAGAGCGUGCAAGACUAGGUGUGCGGUCUCUCGUGGAAUGCGAAUCAGAAUUUGGACCAGAGCCCUUCCUGAGGAUGCUGAAGCAAUAUUUUUCUUUGCGCUGAGAGUUUCUUCUAAAGUGGAACUAAGAAGAGGACUAAUACAUCGAAUUCUUAAAAACAUGGCCCAUGGGUUGGUGAUGUUCAAAGAUGUAGCUAUAGAUGUCUCUCAGGAGGAAUGGGAAUGCCUGAACCCCACGCAGAGGAAUUUGUACAAAGAUGUGAUGUUGGAGAACUAUAGCAACUUGGUUUCACUGGGACUUUCUAUAUCUAAGCCGGCUGUGAUCUCUUCAUUAGAGCAAGGGAAGGAACCCUGGAUGGUUGUGAGGGAAAUGACAGGAAGACGGUGCCCAGAUUUGGUGUCCAGGUGUGAGACCAAGAAGUUAUCUCCAAAAAGAGACAUUUAUGAGACAGAGCCAUCCCAAUGGGCUGUCAUGGAACAAUUUAAAAGUCACAUCCCUGAGAAGUCCAUUUUCAGAGAUAUUUGGGAAUGCAGUAGUCACUUUGAGACACAACCGGAACAGGAGGGCUAUUUCAGGCAAUUCGUUAUCAACCAUGAACCCAUGCCUAUAUUUAACCAACAUACUUUACUCACUCAGGAAUUUUAUAAUAGAGAGAAGAUUUUUGAAUGUAAAGAAUGUAGAAAAAACUUCAGUUACCAUUUAUUUUUUAGUCAUCACAAAAGAACUCAUUCUGAAGAAAAACUUUCUGAAUGUAAGGAAUGUGCAGAAACUAUUAAUACAUUGUAUCUUACUAAACAGAGAAUUCAAAAUGGUAGCAAGGGCAAUGAAUGUAAGGAAUGUUGGAGGGCUUUUCUUCAUUGUUCACAACUUAAACAACACCUGAGAAUCCAUAAUGGUGAAAAACACUAUGAAUGUAAAGAAUGUGGAAAGGCCUUUAAUUAUGGCUCAGAACUUAUUCUGCAUCAGAGAAUUCACACUGGUGAAAAACCCUAUGAAUGUAAGGAAUGUGGGAAGGCCUUUAGGCAGCGAUCACAGCUUACUCAACAUCAGAGACUUCAUACUGGUGAAAAACCUUAUGAAUGUAAACAAUGUGGAAAGGCUUUUAUUCGUGGCUUUCAACUUACUGAACAUCUUCGACUCCAUACUGGUGAGAAACCCUAUGAAUGUAAAGAAUGUGGGAAGACUUUUAGGCAUCGCUCACACCUUACCAUACAUCAGAGAAUUCAUACUGGUGAGAAACCCUACGAAUGUAGAGAAUGUGGAAAGGCCUUUAGCUAUCACUCAAGCUUCUCUCACCAUCAGAAAAUUCAUUCUGGCAAAAAACCUUAUGAAUGUAGUGAAUGUGGGAAGGCCUUUUGUGAUGGCUUACAACUUAGUCUACAUCAGAGGAUUCAUACUGGUGAGAAACCCUAUGAGUGCAAGGAAUGUGGGAAGUCUUUUAGACAGUGCUCACACCUCAAAAGACAUCAGAGAAUUCAUACAGGUGAGAAACCUCAUGAAUGUAUGAUAUGUGGUAAGGCCUUUAGACUUCAUUCACACCUUAUUCAACAUCAGAGAAUACAUACUGGUGAAAAGCCCUAUGAAUGUAAGGAAUGUGGGAAGGCCUUUAGCUAUCAUUCAAGCUUCUCACACCAUCAGAGAAUUCAUUCUGGGAAGAAACCUUAUGAGUGUGGAAAGGCCUUUAAUCAUGGCUUGCAAUUUAAUCUACAUCAGGGACUUCAUACUGUUGAGAUGCCAGUAAGGUUUCCUCUCCUUUCUCCCCAUCCUAGUCUAGCAUCAUGAUAUCAUUUUUAGAAAUAUUGGUUUUCCUUUAAUGUAAAAGUUGGUAAAAUAACUGAAUUUAUUAGUAUUGAUUUAUUUCAGUAAUCCUUGGGAAAAAACUUCAAGUGGAAAAAUGAAAAAGUAAUUAACAGGUAAAAAUUCUUAAUUGUUCUGGUUCAAUUGCUGUUUCUGGGUUGUUAUAACACCCAGUAUUGGAGAUCAUUUUAUAAAGUAGUGUUUUUACUGAAACUAGUGAAAUGUGGCAGAAAUAAAAUCAAAACAGUUUCUUCUCAUUUCACAAAUCCCUGAGAUAGCUAGUAUGGGUGUGUAGCUCUUUCCUGCUCAAGCAUACCUGCAAGGAUGAAGGGUUUAUUGGAUGUCAGUGGAAGGUUAUACCACCUAGAAUGUUAUAUUUCAUGGCACUUUCUUUUUGCACAAAUAAUUGCAAACAUUUUCUCAGGUGAAUACAUAAUAGAUCUAACUCACUGUUUUUAAAGCUUCAGAAUAUUUCUAGUAUGGAAUAUAUAUCUGUAUUUUAAGCCAUUUCCUGCUCUACACAUUCAGUUGUUUCUAUUUUUUAUCACAAAUGACUAAAAAAGAAACAUUCUUACAUCAUUCUUUCAUUUCCGUUGGGUAGAUUACCACCCAUGUACAGUGUAAGUAUGUUUUGAUGUUACAUUGAUUUUUUUAAUUAAAAAAUUUAGGGGGCACCUGGGUGGCUCAGUGGGUUAAAGCCUCUGCCUUCAG